GUACAAGCCAGUCAGAGAGGCAGGCGGACAAGAACUUUGUGUGUAUGACAGACGGACAUGAUGACAGAGAGAAAGACAGGCAACACGAUGACAAACAGAAGACAAACAAUGUGAUUUUUCAUCCCGUCAUUAGUCUCUGUCAGCAGCUGUUUUACACUUAACAGGGUUUGCUCUUAAGUCCAGUUGCUCUACGAAUUCUCAGGAGAGCGGUUUGCAGCGUUCCCUGGCCUGGGAUACACACAGUAAUGGACAGCAGUGACCCACAGGAAGACGAAAGAGGAAGCAGAGGGAAAGAGAGUGAUGGGGAGAGCGGUAAACAGCUGAAGAACCAGCUCAACUGUGAGGAAAAAGGAGAGAAGGAGAAUAAAGGGAAUGAGAAGGAGAAGAAGAAAGAGAGCCGGCGUUCUGGGUCUCUAUGGAGGAGUGGAUGGGCGCUGAGUGAAAGACUGGCCAUCAAUGUCUCAGGGAUGCGUUACGAAACUCAGCUCCGCACCUUAGCCCAAUUCCCCGACUCCAUGCUUGGUGACCCCAGGCGGAGGUCGCGGUACUUUGACCCACUUCGAAACGAGCUCUUCCUGGACCGAAAUCGUGCCUGCUUUGACGCCAUUUUGUACUUUUACCAAUCAGGCGGGAGGCUUCGGAGGCCGGCGAACAUACCCCUGGACAUUUUCAUGGACGAGCUGAUAUUCUAUGAACUGGGAGAGGACAUCAUGAAUCGCUUCAAGGAGGACGAGGGUUUUCCAAAAGAAGAGGAGAGGCCGCUGCCAUCGAACAAUAUCCAGAGGAGAUUGUGGAUGCUGUUUGAGCACCCUGAGUCCUCAUCCGGCGCACGUAUCAUAGCCAUCAUCAGUGUCAUGGUCAUUGUGGUGUCCAUCCUCAUCUUCUGCCUGGAGACACUGCCUGACUUCAGGAGUGAGAAGGAGACACGAGAGGAAUAUUAUUACAGGUACCACUCCCAGGCAAAGAACGUAUCUGAGAACAUGCCUCCUCCAAACAGUGCUUUCCAAGACCCCUUCUUCAUGGUGGAGACCAUCUGUAUAUGCUGGUUCUCCUUUGAGCUCCUCAUGCGCUUUGCUUGCUGUCCCAGCAAACCGCACUUCUUCAAGGAUGUCAUGAACUUCAUCGAUUUCAGUGCCAUCCUGCCCUAUUUCGUCACAUUGGGAACGGAGCUGGCCAAGGACAAUGACGCCUCUCCAGCCACAUCCUUGGCCAUCAUCAGAGUCAUCAGGUUAGUGAGGGUGUUCAGGAUCUUCAAGUUGUCUCGUCACUCCAAGGGCCUCCAGAUCCUGGGUCAGACACUGAGGGCUAGCAUGCGCGAGCUGGGCCUGCUCAUCUUCUUCCUGUUUAUUGGUGUAAUCCUCUUCUCCAGCGCCAUCUACUUUGCCGAGGCUGAUCACACUGACACCGACUUCAUCAGCAUACCACACGCCUUCUGGUGGGCAGUUGUCACCAUGACCACAGUGGGCUAUGGUGACAUGUACCCAGAAACAGUGUGGGGUAAGAUGGUUGGCUCGAUGUGUGCCAUUGCCGGCGUGCUCACCAUCUCGCUGCCAGUGCCUGUCAUAGUGUCCAAUUUUAGCUACUUCUACCAUCGGGAGACUGAAUGUGAGGAUCAAACCGAGUACAAACACGUCCAGACGAGUCUUUGGGAGGAGGAGGGGCCAGAAGGGGAGGAAAUAGAGGAAGGUGAUAGAGAUCCGGAGGGAGAUUAUUAUGCCAUUGAAGGCAUCUGCAACCCUUUGAAUGGGACUCUGCUGGCCGGACUGUGUACAGGGCAAAGCACAGAGUUCAGAGGAGGAAACAUGUAUCUGAGGGAACCACUGGUUACUCAAGUGUAGGGAGGGUGAGUGUUGUUUUGUAGCUUUCGACAAAGACACAGUAAAAA
Molecule: messenger RNA, 1885 nt
Organism: Epinephelus moara (kelp grouper)
Lineage: Eukaryota; Metazoa; Chordata; Actinopteri; Perciformes; Serranidae
Product: potassium voltage-gated channel subfamily A member 7-like
Exons: 3
Coding region: 246-1838 (530 amino acids)
Biological process (GO): potassium ion transmembrane transport; protein homooligomerization
Cellular component (GO): membrane; voltage-gated potassium channel complex
Molecular function (GO): delayed rectifier potassium channel activity; protein binding
Source: RefSeq, a predicted model, not a curated record